Molecule: messenger RNA, 2591 nt
Organism: Spizellomyces punctatus DAOM BR117
Lineage: Eukaryota; Fungi; Chytridiomycota; Chytridiomycetes; Spizellomycetales; Spizellomycetaceae
Product: tryptophan synthase, beta subunit
Exons: 15
Coding region: 123-2249 (708 amino acids)
Biological process (GO): L-tryptophan biosynthetic process
Cellular component (GO): cytoplasm
Molecular function (GO): tryptophan synthase activity
Source: RefSeq, a predicted model, not a curated record
CAACCUUUUUCGGUGGGGACAUUUUCUGUUUGUUUUCCGCAAGAUUGGGCACUUUUUAUUACUUUGAGCAGUGAAACGAGAAGCGGGGUUAUUGCAUUUAAGGAUUUCCAACGAGUAACAAAAUGUCAAAAUAUUUGAGAAGCACGUUCAUUGAGGCGAACAAAGAAGGUCGUCCCGCAUUUGUCGCCUAUGUCACUGCAGGCUACCCAGAGGUGACGGAUACGGUCGACGUCCUCUUGGGUCUGCAAGAAGGUGGUGCGGACAUUAUCGAACUAGGCGUACCAUUCUCCGAUCCCAUGGCCGAUGGACCAACAAUCCAAGAGUCGAGUUUCGUUGCCCUCAACAACGGUGUGGAUAUUCUGCAAUGUUUGAAAUACGUUGAGCAAGCCCGAUCAAGAGGGCUCCGGGUGCCGGUUGUUUUCAUGGGAUAUUACAAUCCCUUCUUAAUUUAUGGAGAGAAGAAGCUGAUGCAAGACUGCGUUCGUGCUGGAGUGAAUGGUUUCAUUGUUGUGGAUCUACCCCCCGAAGAGGCCGUGCGGUUCCGAGAUCUUUGCACUGAAUAUGGUUUGAGCUAUGUCCCUCUAAUUGCCCCAUCAACCACCGACAACCGCAUUCAGCUCUUGGCGCGUGUUGCUGACAGUUUCAUUUACGUUGUCAGUACGCUGGGGGUCACGGGAGCGCGCGACUCGGUCAGUGUAGAGCUGCCCAAUCUGUUGCAGCGAAUCAAAAAGUACACGUCUUUGCCUCUCGCUGUUGGCUUUGGUGUUGCGACACCUGAGCACUUUCGCGAAGUCGGUGCACAAGCAGAGGGCGUCGUUAUAGGGUCAAAGAUUAUCUCCACACUCAAGCAGUCGGAAAAGGGCCACCGUGGACAUAGUGUACGGGAGUUUGCCUCCAACAUUACCGGACGGACCGUACUGAGACCAGAAGAACCAAAAGAAGCACCAGAGAACGGGGCCGCACCAACUAACGGAUUGGAAAAGCCUGCUGUCACGGCUACGCCGCACGCGAUUGCAGCUCGAUUUGGUGAUUUUGGCGGUCAGUACGCCCCUGAGGCACUUGUAGAUUGCUUGGAUGAGAUCGAACAGGCCUUCGUUGAAGCGAAAAAUGACCCCGCUUUCUGGGAUGAGUUCAGGUCACAUUACUCCUACAUGGGCCGUCCCUCACCAUUACACGUCGCAGAGCGUCUUACGGCUGAUGCAGGUGGCGCGCGCAUCUGGUUGAAGCGAGAGGACUUGAACCACACUGGUUCACACAAAAUCAACAAUGCAAUGGGACAAGUCCUACUCGCCAAGCGCUUGGGAAAGAAGCGCAUCAUUGCCGAGACUGGAGCUGGACAACAUGGUGUGGCGACCGCUACGGUUUGCGCCAAGUUUGGACUGGAUUGCACGGUUUAUAUGGGAGCAGAGGACGUACGAAGACAGGCGUUGAACGUAUUCCGUAUGAAACUGUUGGGUGCCAAAGUCGUUGCCGUUGAUUCAGGAUCACGUACUCUGAAGGACGCCAUCAACGAAGCCUUGCGCGACUGGGUGACAAACGUGAAGACUACACAUUACCUGAUUGGGUCCGCCAUUGGUCCUCACCCCUUCCCGACCAUCGUGCGUGAAUUCCAAUCUGUUAUCGGUCGGGAAUCCCGUGCCGAACUGCUGGCUAUGCGUUCCAAGCUCCCUGAUGCUGUCAUUGCUUGUGUUGGAGGUGGAUCAAACGCCAUUGGCAUGUUCCACCCUUUUGUUGACGAUAAGUCAGUCCGUAUUAUUGGUGUCGAGGCUGGAGGAGACGGUGUGGAAACCGGCCGUCAUUCAGCCACCCUUGCUGCCGGUAAGCCUGGUGUCCUGCACGGUACGCGGACAUAUCUGAUCCAGGAUGCCAACGGGCAGAUUAUCGAAACCCACAGCAUUAGCGCGGGAUUAGAUUACCCUGGUGUCGGUCCUGAGCAUGCUUGGUUGAAGGACACCAAUCGCGCCGAAUACGUCGCUGCCACUGAUGCGCAGGCUAUGAUAGGUUUCAGGAAGCUCUCUCAACUAGAGGGAAUUAUACCGGCAUUGGAAUCGUCUCAUGCUAUCUAUCAGGCAAUUGAGGUCGCCAAGAGUCUACCCAAGGACAAGGAUAUUAUUGUCUGCUUGAGUGGACGUGGAGACAAGGAUGUCUUGUCCGUUGCUGAGGCACUACCAAAGUUGGGUCCCAAAAUUGGCUGGGAUCUGCGAUUUGAGGGAGGACAUGGCGCCAUGAAACCAAAGGAAGAAGCCUAAAGUUCUCAAGUACCCUCAGAAUCUGCAAUUUGUAAAACUGGUCACGUUCACACAUUUAGAGAGAGUAUCAUAUUUACUAUUCCACUAUUCACAUCGUUCAUGUACAAAAUGGCCGUAUGGCCAUACCUCUUCUCUAUGGCUGGGAGUAUCAUCUUCCAGUGCUGUAAUACUAAUCCAGUAUGAAUGUAAGGGGAAUAGAGGGUUGUGUACCUCAUGUCAAACUUACUUCAUUGAAACUUAGUCGGACGCUUAGAGCUCGGAGUGUCUCAUCAGCAUGCUCCGCCAACAGUUCCAUAAAAUUUGACAGCUCCUCCUACCAAAGGCAAUAUGCUUUAAAAAGCA